CAGCCUUCUCCAAAUUUCCCCAACACCAGACCGCGCAUUUGUUUUUUAUUUUUUCAAAACUCUUUCACUGCUCCACCGCACCUCUCCACUGCUCCACCGCUUCUCCAUUUCUCCAAAGCGCCCUCAAACACAAACCCCUCUGCGCGCCUUCUUCCCGCACACACACAGAGCCGCACCACACGCACCUCAUCUCCACGUUUUCGCACCUAGCGGUCCAGAAACCCCAAACCCCCUCCCAGCCAGACCCUCUCCCUCUCCCGCUCCCGCUCCGUCUCACACCAGCGGAACCAUUUUUCUUUUUUGAAAACGACUGUCCUGCACCGCUACACCGCUCGAUUUCCCUUCCCCGCACAACACAGACACGAAACCGGCAUCCGACAACCAUCGUCCCGCACAGCCACACACCUCUGGUGGACGUGAUCCCGCAACCGCUGCCGUCCAUAACCCUUGUCGCAGCACACACAGUUCUGCUCCACCACUUGGAAUCCCUUACCGCUCCACAAAUACCCUCCCGCACCCGAACCCCGUUCCGGCGUCAUUGUCGAAACCCCAAAACCCCUUUGUUGGAGAAACCCUAACCCUAGAAACCGCAGCUAUGUUCUUCGUUGGUCAAUCCCGAAAUCCCUGUCCACAAUCCCAAAUCCCCAAUUUCAUAACCUAACCUAAAUUUUGCCCCAAUUUCAACGGUCACCAGCGCUGCUCCCAACGGUGAGGCUCACCUGCCAUUUUCGUAUGAGAAUUUAUUCCCUCAGUGACGCAAACCCCAAAACCCCUCCAUGCGAGAAACCCUAACCCGAAUCCCUCUCCACACUCCGAAUUCCCUAAUUUGAUAAGCUAACCUCAACCUCCCCUCUAUCUUUCCCUCACUUUCAAUUAGUACACGAACUUCAGCCCAUGGGCAACCACUGAAGCCGCAGUCGACCACUGAACCUCAUCCGUCGACCCUACUCUCUAUCCACCACACUGAACCACGAAUUUUCGAGCCUUCCUCUGUGUUUGACGGGCUGAGCACUAUCCAGCAGUCUCUGGCGGGUUGAGCACGAUCCAGGACCAAGAUCUUAUUUGGGAAUCAUGACUGAUGGCAGUGAAGACGAUGGUUGUACAACUGAGACGAAGAUAUAUUUUAGACAUUCAUGUCGGACGCAUUUUCUUGGUUCUUUGAAUAAGAUCUUAGCAAAAGAACAAAUUAUUUGUCUAGAGCAAACACCCUUUGCUUGGAUGCCGAAGUUGAAAGAGUCUCUGAAGAUAAGUAGAAAUCUUCUAAAUGAGUUGGUUAAUGUGUGGGUUGAGAGGAGAGGAGGUUUUCUCCUUAAUAAAGAAAUUGUUAGAUUUUCUUUAUUAGAUGUAUGCUUAGGUUUAGGGUUACGGGUUGUUGGAACUAAAAUUGAUUUGGCUGAGGGUUUUGUUCAAAGUCAGUGUAGGAAACAGUUUGAUGAUGAAAACGUUGAUGUCAAAAUGGUUUAUGAAUUCUUAAUGCAACAUCUUGGAGAUUUAAGUGUAGUUGAUUUUUGUAGAUUGUAUGUUUUGAUAGGAAUAUGUGAGUUUCUAUUGUCUAGUCGCAGGGGUAGAAUUUUUCCGAUAUUGUUCAACAUUGUGGAUGACUUUGGAAGUCUAGGAAAAUAUAAUUGGGGUAGUGUUGUGUAUGAGUACUUGGUUGAGAGUUUAUGUACUGCUUCAUUGUUGUUGAGCGACGAAGGAAAUGCGAAAUACUUUCAUGUGGAUGGUUGUGUUUAUUUGUUACAGUAUGGGCUUUUGAGCAUUUGUUGAUUUGGAAGAGAAAGGGAGGAACUCCCAGUCAAUUUCCACGAAUAUUGCAUUGGAUGGAUGUUAAAGUUGGGGAUUCCAUAGUUAGUCGUAGUUUGAAGAAGAAAGCGGUUUUGCAUGACGUUGCCGUGUCAGAAGAAGAGCUUAAACACGUAGUUGUCCAAGAAGGUUUUCAUGAAUAUGGGUGUGGAUUUGGCAAGGUUGAAAGGAGAAAUGAAGGAGGGUGUUUUUUAGAAGAGAAGGAAGAGCUUAUGCGUGAAAUUUUAGAACAAGAAGCUGUUAUUGAGGAACUUAAGCAAUCAAUUGAUAUUCUAAAAACAAAGAUGAAGGAGAGGAGGAAACAACCGCCUAAGAAAUAUGAUCCAUGUUAUGACACCAAUGGUUGUGCUUCUUCGACACAUGAUCAUAGUUUUGAUUUGGGAGGCAAAUCUGUUGAGGAAGAUGAUGAAGUUCAUAAAAGCAAUGGCAUGUGUGUCAAAAUGGAGGAAAGCAAUAUGUAUGCGCGAAUGAAGCAUCAACCCCGCACACGUUACAAAAGUCGUUCUAUUCGAACUCCGUUUGCGAGUUAUGGGAUAAGGAGGUUGAAGAAAUAGUUUGGAAUUAUUAUUAUGUCUCCAAUAUUUUGAAUUACAACUUUUUUAUGACCUUAUAUAUGAAGAAUGUUGUUUACAAAAUUAGAUUUUUUGUUGUUGGUAAUGAUAGGGUCGUACUGAAUGACAAAUUCAUUUAUUUG
Molecule: messenger RNA, 2497 nt
Organism: Vigna unguiculata (cowpea)
Lineage: Eukaryota; Viridiplantae; Streptophyta; Magnoliopsida; Fabales; Fabaceae
Source: RefSeq, a predicted model, not a curated record